Molecule: messenger RNA, 738 nt
Organism: Eurytemora carolleeae
Lineage: Eukaryota; Metazoa; Arthropoda; Copepoda; Calanoida; Temoridae
Product: deoxynucleoside kinase
Exons: 8
Coding region: 1-723 (240 amino acids)
Cellular component (GO): cytoplasm; mitochondrion
Molecular function (GO): deoxynucleoside kinase activity
Source: RefSeq, a predicted model, not a curated record
AUGGUUCUACCUAAGUUUGAUGGUGUAUGUGUACUGAAAGAACCUGUUGAUAAAUGGAGAAAUGUAAACGGCCACAAUCUCCUUCAAUUGAUGUACCAGGACCCUAAGAGGUAUGCUAUGCCUUUCCAGUCCAAUGUCCAGCUGACAAUGCUAGAACUGCAUAAUAAGAAAACCAGUAAAUCCAUCAAACUUAUGGAAAGAUCUAUAUUCUCGGCCAGAUAUUGUUUUGUGGAGAACCUUUACAGAUCGGAGGUCAUUGAAGCCUCAGAGUUCGAGGUUCUCUCCCAGUGGUUCGAGUAUGUCGUGAACUCCUCUGACAUCGACCUCGAAGUUGACCUCGUCGUUUAUCUUCGAACAGAACCAGAGAAGGCUUUAGAUAGAAUAAAAGCUAGAGGUCGUGGGGAGGAGAACAGUAUUCCACUCCAAUAUCUUCAGGAGUUGCAUCGGCUCCAUGAUGAAUGGUUGCUUGAGUCUAAGUUCAAAGUACCUGCUCCUGUUGUAGUUAUCAAUGCUAACCAGGAUAAGGAGUUAAUGCUGGCAGAGUACAAUAAACUGGAAUCUAUAAUAUUUAACAAGAGCAGAGAGAAAGCGUUAGUUCUGAAGAACAAUGCGAAAAUUAUCCUUAACGAGAUUAACGAGAACCAGGUCAAGGAGAAUAUCAAGGAAAAAGGGAAGGAGAACCAAAUCAAGGAGAAAAUCAAGAAAAAUGGGAAGGAGAAUUAAGGGCAGGAGAUCAAG